AUGCGUUUCUCUAUCUCGUCGAUAGCUCUUUUGAGCGCCAUCCACCAAUCGCUCGCUGCACCAGCACCGGCGGCCAUCGCGGAGCCAUCUGUUCAAGGCGUCACAGAAACCAUCAAGGAACGCCAACUCCUAGGAAAUCUCUUGCCCGGCCUUGUCCCUGGAGUGCUUUCGCUCGUUGGCAACCUUCUCAAGGAUGUAAACGCCGCCGUCGCCAACGGCAACCCUACAGAAGUUCUCAAUAUACUCGAGCAGCUUCAACCCACAGCGCGGCCCACGAGCAUUGCCGCGGCUGUGGCAGGACAGUCUGACAUAUGGAAAAAGUCACCAACAAGAACAGACUUCUUUGCUGCCGUUGCGACCCAAAUAGCCGGAGGUUUAGUUCUCGACCAAACACUGAAAGCUGCUUUCACAGGUACUUUGCCAGUAGGAGAGAACAGCGUCAGCAAUACAAACCCACCCCCGCCGACUCCCAUCUACCCCAAGAAAGAUGAUGCAGACGCGCCAUACGCACUUUCUGAGACGGCUCUUCGCAAAGCAAUUUACAUCCCAUCCGGCUUCACAUACGGCGCCAAGCGCCCCGUCAUUUUCGUACCUGGAACUGGUUCUUACGGUGGCGUAAACUUUGCUGGAAACUUGCGAAAACUACUCACGGGUAAGAGCUUUGCUGAUCCAGUAUGGCUCAACAUCCCUGGCGCCAUGCUCGGCGAUGCGCAAACAAACUCGGAGUACAUUGCCUACGCCAUCAACUACAUCAGCGCCAUCUCGGGGCAAAACGCGCAGAACAUCGCCGUCAUAUCCUGGUCACAAGGCGGUCUCGAUACCCAAUGGGUAUUGAAGCACUGGCCAUCGACACGAAAGGUCGUCAAGGAUUUCUUGCCUGUAGCCCCAGAUUUCAAAGGCACGGUCCUGGCAAACGGCCUUUGCCUGUCGCCAAACAGUGAUGGUGCCAUCUUGCCAUGUAAUCCCUCUGUCAUCCAGCAAGAAGCUACAAGUGACUACAUCCGAAGCCUAAGGCAGGAUGGUGGAGACAGCGCUUAUGUGCCUACAACAACAUUUUACUCUAUCUUCGAUGAAGUAGUCCAGCCACAGCAGGGAACUGGAGCAUCUGCUUACAUGAACGACGUACGCAACGUUGGUGUGUCGAACAAUGAAGUUCAGCAGGUAUGCGCGGGCAAGCUGGCUGGUACAUUUUACGGCCAUGCCAGCGUUCUUUUCAACCCGCUUACCUACGCACUCAUCGUCGAUGCGCUGCAGAAUGAGGGCCCUGGAAAUCUGGCACGGAUUAAUUUGAACACUGUUUGCAGCAGCUAUGCAGCCCCAGGACUCGAUCUUGACGAUGUUUUGGCGACGUACGGCAUGAUUCCAAUCGCGGGCGGCUUGUUGCUAUUGGAUCCGUCGAAGACUUUUAGUGAGCCGUCGCUGAGGGCUUAUGCAAACUAG
Molecule: messenger RNA, 1440 nt
Organism: Exserohilum turcica Et28A
Lineage: Eukaryota; Fungi; Ascomycota; Dothideomycetes; Pleosporales; Pleosporaceae
Exons: 1
Coding region: 1-1440 (479 amino acids)
Source: RefSeq, a predicted model, not a curated record